Messenger RNA from Symphalangus syndactylus (siamang), 1489 nucleotides. RefSeq names its product annexin A2 (gene ANXA2). The record is from RefSeq and is a predicted model, not a curated record. Gene Ontology annotation, molecular function: calcium-dependent phospholipid binding; calcium ion binding; phosphatidylserine binding. Gene Ontology annotation, biological process: positive regulation of receptor-mediated endocytosis involved in cholesterol transport. NCBI's taxonomy places the organism in Eukaryota, Metazoa, Chordata, Mammalia, Primates, Hylobatidae. Gene Ontology annotation, cellular component: vesicle membrane; cytoplasm; nucleus.
UCAUUAAUGAUCAGCCUUGCACUGGGAGCUUUUUUAGCCAGGCAUUCACAGUCUCAUUUAUCAGCCUUUUCAAGGCAGAAGAAACUGUUCUUUUCAUUAGGGUGGGGCCAAGUGACCUGUUUUCCUACCCAAGUGGUGAAUGAUUUUAAACCAGUUUGAGCUUCCUUCAAAAUGUCCACUGUUCACGAAAUCCUGUGCAAGCUCAGCUUGGAGGGUGAUCACUCUACACCCCCAAGUGCAUAUGGGUCAGUCAAAGCCUACACUAACUUUGAUGCUGAGCGGGAUGCUUUGAACAUUGAAACAGCCAUCAAGACCAAAGGUGUGGAUGAGGUCACCAUUGUCAACAUUUUGACCAACCGCAGCAAUGCACAGAGACAGGAUAUUGCCUUCGCCUACCAGAGAAGGACCAAAAAGGAACUUGCAUCAGCACUGAAGUCAGCCUUAUCUGGCCACCUGGAGACGGUGAUUUUGGGCCUAUUGAAGACACCUGCUCAGUAUGACGCUUCUGAGCUAAAAGCUUCCAUGAAGGGGCUGGGAACCGACGAGGACUCUCUCAUUGAGAUCAUCUGCUCCAGAACCAACCAGGAGCUGCAGGAAAUUAACAGAGUCUACAAGGAAAUGUACAAGACUGAUCUGGAGAAGGACAUUAUUUCGGACACAUCUGGUGACUUCCGCAAGCUGAUGGUUGCCCUGGCAAAGGGUAGAAGAGCAGAGGAUGGCUCUGUCAUUGAUUAUGAACUGAUUGACCAAGAUGCCCGGGAUCUCUAUGACGCUGGAGUGAAGAGGAAAGGAACUGAUGUUCCCAAGUGGAUCAGCAUCAUGACCGAGCGGAGUGUGCCCCACCUGCAGAAAGUAUUUGAUAGGUACAAGAGUUACAGCCCUUAUGACAUGCUGGAGAGCAUCAGGAAAGAGGUUAAAGGAGACCUGGAAAACGCUUUCCUGAACCUGGUCCAGUGCAUUCAGAACAAGCCCCUGUAUUUUGCUGAUCGGCUGUACGACUCUAUGAAGGGCAAGGGGACUCGAGAUAAGGUCCUGAUCAGAAUCAUGGUCUCCCGCAGUGAAGUGGACAUGUUGAAAAUUAGGUCUGAAUUCAAGAGAAAGUACGGCAAGUCCCUGUACUAUUACAUCCAGCAAGACACUAAGGGCGACUACCAGAAAGCGCUGCUGUACCUGUGUGGUGGAGACGACUGAAGCCCGACACGGCCUGAGCGUCCAGAAAUGGUGCUCGCCAUGCUUCCAGCUAACAGGUCUAGAAAACCAGCUUGCGAAUAACAGUCCCUGUGGCCGUCCCUGUGAGGGUGACGUUAGCAUUGCCCCCAACCUCAUUUUAGUUGCCUAAGCAUUGCCUGGCCUUCCUGUCUAGUCUCUCCUGUAAGCCAAAGAAAUGAACAUUCCAAGGAGUUGGAAGUGAAGUCUAUGAUGUGAAACACUUUGCCUCCUGUGUAUUGUGUCAUAAACAGAUGAAUAAACUGAAUUUGUACUUUAGAAA